AUGCAGAUAAGUGCACAGGAAGUUGGGACCGAGGCUGAAGUCCGAGAAGUCUUCUCGUGCGAUACGGGAGGAUAUGCGCACUGUCAAAGAGUUGAGUACGCGGAGUCAUGUCAAGCAGGGGACGGUUUCUGGUGUACCUGCCAGAAGGGCUUUAGCCCGCAAGGGGUGAACCAGAGCUCUACUUGUGUCGACAUAGACGAGUGUGCACAAGGCCUCGACAACUGCAAGCAGAAAGGAGGGGACUGUGUGAACACUCCUGGCAGUUUUACUUGUGGAUGCGGCCCCUACCGCCAAGAAAGAGAUGGAAUUUGCGUUGACAUAAACGAAUGCUCGACGAACAGAGGAGAGUGCGAUGAAAAUAGCGACUGCAUCAAUGUCGAUGGAUCUGAGCAGCUGUGCAAGUGCCAUAAGGGCUGGACGGACAUCAAUGAAUGCAACGAGAACCCUGCUAUCUGCCCGUCAAAUUCAAUAUGCACGAACUUGCCGGGUUCGUACAAGUGUGAGUGUGGGCCUGGUUUUGAACCCGAUUCCUCUGGCAGUGGAUGCGUGACGGAGGACUUCUGCGGAACGGGAAAGAACGACUGCGACUCAGUCUUUGCCACGUGUUCGCUGGUGCCUGGUUCGUUCAAGUGCGAAUGCAUCCAGGGGUUCCGUGGAGUAGGAACGGUCAACACAUGCGAGCCGCUUGCGGGGAACGAGGAUCUGGCUUGCACAGCAUUGGGACUGACUUGUGGAGACUACAAGUACUGCACAAAGAGUACAACCCAGGCAGGAAUGUGGGAGUGCGCAGACAAAGCGGCUUCUGAACAACUCGCCGUCUUUCUAACGAAUGGCUCAACAAGCGACACGCCGUCGUGGAUUUGGGCUGUCGUCGUUUUGUCCACCAUCGUGCUCAUCCUUAUAUCUGGAGGCAUUUUGUGGUGCUUGUACAAACGGUUUAUAAAGAAAAGCGAGGAGAACGAGGAAGACCUGCUCACUGAACAAGAUAUCGGCGAGGGCUAUAACUACGGUGCAACCCAAGGCUAUUACGCUUGA
Eimeria mitis is the source of this 1035-nucleotide messenger RNA. RefSeq names its product microneme protein 7, putative. Bases 1 to 1035 code for a protein of 344 amino acids. The record is from RefSeq and is a predicted model, not a curated record. The transcript has 8 exons. Gene Ontology annotation, molecular function: calcium ion binding. NCBI's taxonomy places the organism in Eukaryota, Apicomplexa, Conoidasida, Eucoccidiorida, Eimeriidae.